Messenger RNA from Phlebotomus papatasi, 1632 nucleotides. RefSeq lists its product as uncharacterized. Lineage: Eukaryota; Metazoa; Arthropoda; Insecta; Diptera; Psychodidae. Gene Ontology annotation, biological process: DNA integration. The record is from RefSeq and is a predicted model, not a curated record. Bases 1 to 1632 code for a protein of 543 amino acids. The transcript is spliced from 2 exons. Gene Ontology annotation, molecular function: nucleic acid binding.
AUGAAUGGUUGGCUGCAGGAAGAUAGUAGUCAAUGGCCUCCAGAAUUUUCUCCAGAAGAACAGCCUGCGCCUUCAGUUUGUACUGCAGUGCUUGAUUCUAGGACUGAUCCAAAUGCCAUCUAUAAUCAUCUCAUAGAGCAUUGCAGUUCAUUCAUCAAAGCCACCAGAGUUGUUGCAUGGGUUUCCAGAGCAGCAACCAAGUUCAAGCAACCACGAAGAAGAGUCACAAGAAGUUCUGCAAAUGCAGAUGAGUCUUUUCCAUUUCUGACGGUGACAGAAUUACAAGUGGCUGAAAAAUUCCUGAUCAAGUGGGAACAAGAGAACCAUUUGAAGACAACCUUAGAGAAAAUCCAGUCGAAUCGCAGAAACAAGGUUGAUAGAUACCUGCGAACACUUUACCCUUUUGUGGACAUUGAUGGCAUUUUGCGAGUUGGGGGAAGAAUUGAUUCCGCUCAUGAGAAUUAUGAUGCCAAAUUCCAAAUCAUUCUCCCUCACGGGAAACUGGCCGAGUGGAUUGCUGAAGCAGAGCAUGUGAGACUCCUUCACUCUGGACCUCAGGAAACUCUUUCAUCAAUUCGAAGAAGAUUCUGGCCUGUCAAGGGGAGAAGUUUGGUUCGAAGGGAAGUGCACAAAUGUGUAGUUUGUAUUCGAGCGAAACCGAAGAUGUCAGAACAACUGAUGGGAUCUCUUCCAGAGUACAGAGUUACUCUCACUAGACCCUUUUUGCACACAGGAGUUGACUUGACUGGCCAUGUUUUAAUCAAAAGAGCCCCAAGAGGAUCUGCACAAGAAAAAGGCUAUGUUUGCAUAUUCAUAUGCAUGUGCACAAAAGCUGUUCAUUUGGAGGUUCUCACCUCGCUUUCAACGAAGGCUUUUAUCAGUGCAUUUCGAAGGUUUAUUGCGAGACGUGGCAUGCCAUCACACAUGCACAGCGACAAUGGCACCAAUUUUGUGGGGGCAUCGAAAGAACUCUAUCAGCUUCUGAAAGAACAUGCCACUCAGCAAGAAUUGUCUGAUUUGUCAUCAAGUCUUCACAUUCAAUGGCUGUUCAACCCUCCUCUAGCUCCCCACCAAGGCGGAUUAUGGGAAGCCGCAGUGAGAAGUUUUAAGCAUCAUUUCGUGCGAGUGGUAGGGCGAGCAAUAUUGACGUAUGAGGAACUAAAUACUGUUGUGAUACAGAUUGAGGCAGUGUUAAACAGCAGGCCACUGGUGGCAGUGACUGAUCAUCCAGGAGACUACAAAUGUCUUACCCCUGGAGAUUUUUUGAUUGGCCAUGCUCCAACCCAAUUGCCAAUCGGGCCAAAUGAUCCUGAACAAAUAGACACUUUGAGGCGUUGGCAACUUUGCACCAAACUGAGGAAUGAUUUUGUGCGACGUUGGAAAGUCGAGUACUUACAUUCGUUACAACAACGCCAUUUAUGGAACCAAGAGAGCCCCAACAUUGCCAUAGGAGAUGUAGUAUUGCUAAAGUCGGAGUCUGCAGCAAAUGUUGAGUGGCCUAUGGGCCUUGUCGAAAGUGUACUACCAGGAAGGGAUCAGAAAGUUAGGGUGGUGGUGGUAAGAGUGAAUGGCAAAUCCUUGAAACGACCUAUUACGAAGUUAGUGAAACUUUUAAUCGAAGAAAAGCAAUAA